Molecule: messenger RNA, 390 nt
Organism: Drosophila subobscura
Lineage: Eukaryota; Metazoa; Arthropoda; Insecta; Diptera; Drosophilidae
Product: defensin
Exons: 1
Coding region: 45-329 (94 amino acids)
Biological process (GO): humoral immune response; defense response to bacterium
Source: RefSeq, a predicted model, not a curated record
GCCACGAUCAGACAGAACAGUAUCAACUCUUCGAAGACUCCAGAAUGAAGUUCAUCAUUUUCCUUGCUAUUUCCUUGGCUGUGUUGUGUCUGGUGAAGUCUACACCGCUGCCAGAGGAGCCCAUCGUGGAGGAUGUGGCCAAACCAUUGGUUCAACUGAUGGAGCAACCCGUCCAGGCUGUCUCCGUGCACAGUCGCCAGAAGCGAGCCACCUGCGAUCUGCUUUCGAAGUGGAACGUAAAGCACACGGCCUGCGCCGCCCACUGCCUGGCAAAAGGCUACAAGGGUGGACACUGCAACAACAAAGCUGUUUGUGUCUGCCGUCAUUAAUCCUGAUGCGGAAUGAGUUUUAAUCUUGAAAAUAAAGUUAACAGUACAUUAAAAACCUCAA